AAUCAGAAUCUGCUGCAAGACAGACACAGAUAUGCUUGUUAAUGCUUUGUAAGAAUGUUCUCACACUAAUAGUGUUACCUCGAGAGGCUGGGGUCGAUAUUUAUGAUAAUAACUUGCGAAAGUUAGUAAACUGAGUGCGGAGGUUGUUGCUAGUUACUGCGAAAAAUACGCGCAUUUUAGCCUUAGGGGGUACGCUGAUUGUGAUUCAAAGUUUAUUUGACUGCCUGUAAACACAGCACUGCAUAACAGUUUCGCCAAGCAUAUGGGGACAUUUUGUGAGAUUUGCUAAAAAAAAAAAAAUGCAAACAUAACAUAAAUAAUUUGAGCCUAGGCAAAUGUUUAAAAUCAAGUUAAUGGUUGACUAAAACAGUCUAAGCUGCCUGGUCUCUGGGUACAUGCCCUCAGUUCUGCUGUUGGAAGUGGGGGUGAGAGGAAGAUGAAGAGCCUGCUAGCAUUGCUGUUCUGUAUAGGAGCCUUGGUGGCCUCUACUGGUGCACAGCUGCCUUAUUCACAGCUUCCCGAACAGCACAGAAGAGCCAUUGACCGCAUUGUGGAGAACUUCAAUUCAAAUCAGAGAAAAGCUUUCCGUUUCUACAAACUCAUUGAGCCUGUAAAUGAAACAGAGCUGCCCUUUGACCGCUCCUAUCUUAACCUCCACGUCGUUUUGAAAGAAACAGGAUGUUUACAGAAUGGUGCAAAGAAUCUACACCAGUGCAGAUUCAUUGAUAGAAGGCCGCGAAUGGACUGCUUUGGAUGCUUCAUCGCAGGAAGAGACAAUUUUGAAGAAGAAUUUAUUGAUUGUGUUCAAAGAAACCAAGUCACAGAGGUGAUAAAGAAUAAAAGAGCUGAGGAAUGUGACAAGUUGCACCCAUAUCAUUUUGGUGGAAGUUUAGUGUUGGCUUCAAGAGUCUGAGAGAGAAAGAAGCAGGGCUACGAGCUGAAGACUGAAUGUAAAGAAACUCUGUAAAAUGUGGUAGAGAACAAAAUACCAAUUGCAGCAUUGUGCUGUAAGUGAUAUAAGAUAACUGUGCUGAUGUAUAAAUAGCAUUGCAAAAUGUACACAAAGAUGAAAAUAAAUAACAAUAGCAACAAGGUAAGGGUAUUUGUAAAUCUCUUACCCGCGCCCCAGCAUAUAAUGGAUUUUGUUUCUCUCAUGAUAGUGAGUGGUUGAUUUGAUCGUGGUGUCACCUUGAAAAUGAGAAUCUGAUCAAAGCUGAUUACUUUCAUAAGCUAUUAUUUUUGGUAUGUGAGAGCAUGGCCUGUGUUUUCUAUCUUGAUAGCCUUACCCACGCCUGUUAUAUUUGUUCAUUUCUACUGUCAUAAUGUCAUACUGGCAAUAGUGUAGGAAAUACAGCUUUCUGAUAUUUCUAGUCUUACUUAAAUGUACGAAAAACAUAAGUGCCCUGGGUUGUCUUGAGGUUAAAACCACAGUAUUUAUCUGUCUGGGGAGUUCCUGAGCGGUUAUGUGUUUAAAACUUCACCUGUACCUAAAUCCUUGAUGGAAUAAAUAUAAACCGUAUUAUUUA
Messenger RNA from Polyodon spathula (Mississippi paddlefish), 1526 nucleotides. Its product is annotated as cathelicidin-related peptide Oh-Cath-like. The record is from RefSeq and is a predicted model, not a curated record. The transcript has 4 exons. Lineage: Eukaryota; Metazoa; Chordata; Actinopteri; Acipenseriformes; Polyodontidae. Bases 437 to 913 code for a protein of 158 amino acids. Gene Ontology annotation, molecular function: signaling receptor binding. Gene Ontology annotation, biological process: regulation of lipid catabolic process; inflammatory response.